This is a messenger RNA of Mustela lutreola (European mink), 6033 nucleotides long. RefSeq names its product L3MBTL histone methyl-lysine binding protein 1 (gene L3MBTL1). Gene Ontology annotation, cellular component: nucleus. NCBI's taxonomy places the organism in Eukaryota, Metazoa, Chordata, Mammalia, Carnivora, Mustelidae. Gene Ontology annotation, molecular function: zinc ion binding; protein binding. Gene Ontology annotation, biological process: regulation of DNA-templated transcription. The record is from RefSeq and is a predicted model, not a curated record. The transcript is spliced from 22 exons. Bases 364 to 3495 code for a protein of 1043 amino acids.
AGCAGAGAGCUGAUGGGGCACUCAAUCCCAGGACUCUGGGAUCAUGACCUGACCCGAAGGCAGAGGCUUAACCCAUUGAGCCACCUAGGCGUCCCGAGCUUGCAGUCUCUUAACCUCUCUAAUUACACAAAUCUAUGUGAAGCUACAGCUGUGUUAAGUGUGAAAGGAGGUAUUUUGUGCUAUAAGAACCAACAACAGAGAUGUAACUAGUUAGAUCAAGGAUAUUUAAGCACAGAGCGGCAGUGACUUGUUCAAGGUAACACCGCAGCGGGAACGAUAUGCCAUGAAGCAGUGAGUCUUUACAAAUGGAGAAAUGAAGUACCAGGAGGAUAAGGUGAGGUCCUCCAGGUCACACUAGAAGCCAUGGCAAUAGGUCAUCUAAACGCAGGCGCGGCUAAUGAGGCCCUGUAUGCCUGUCAGGGGCUGAAUCGGAACCCGCUGCCCUGGGCCUCCUAUCCUCUGGCCCCAAAGCCCUUCGCCCCCUCUGGGACCGUUUUCGGACGCUCCCUGGCUCCACUUCUCAAGGGAGGGGAUGGAGCUGUCGCGGUGGGAAGGCACUGGACAGCUCAGCGACCCAGCCGGCGUGCGUGCGGGAGCGCAACCCCGUCUUUUGUCACUGACCACUCAGCGGGGGGCCGGCAGGCUCGCUCUUCGGCUCGGCGGGCCCCGCGCCCCCUGCUCGCUGCUGGCCGUGACGCGGACGGCGGAGGGCAGGAUGAAUCCCCACCCGCCUCGCCUGCGCAGCCCUCUGGUCGCGGCGGGGAGAAGCCACCAGGCCCACGCGGCCGGGCCCGCGCGCCCCGAUCCCGCUCUGCGCGCGCUCCGCGCCCCGCGUCCUGCAGGGAGGCGAGCCCGCCCCCUGUGCGCGCAGGCGCGCGCGGCGCGGGUCUCGGACGGCAGCUCGGCGCUGGGCGGCCACGGGCGGGCCUCGCAGCUUGUAGGCCUACCAGGAUGGAGGGGAAUGCCGAAAUGGAGAUGCUGAGGACACUGAAGGGGCCCUCCACAGGAGAGGUCAACGUGCACCUGGUGGCCAGAGACAGCCCAGGUUCCAGCUCUCACCUGCCCGCUACCGCCUUCAUCAUCCCAGCCGGCUCGGCCACCCUUGGCCUGCCCAGCAGUGCCCUGGAUGUUUCCUGUUUUCCACGGGAGCCCAUCCAUGUGGGCACUCCGGAGCGAGUGGCGGGCAGCGUACCUGUCACGGCCACCGUUCUGCCGCAGUUAAGCCCCGGGCCUGCGGCCAGCUCCGGUGCCACCUCAGUGCGGCUCCUGGAGUGGACGGAGGCCGCGGCCCCGCCUCCUGGGAGCGGCCUUCGGUUCCGGAUAAGCGAGUACGCACCGCUGAACAUGGUAGGAGCGGAGCAGCCCCCGAGCCCAGAGCUACGGCCCGAAGGUGUGGCCGAAUAUGAAGAUGGCGAGGCCCCGGCGGGAGGUGGCGAUGUGGGCACCCAACAGCCGGCGGACCUCCCCCAGGAUCCUCCAGAAGAUUCCCCACAGGAUCCCCCAGAAGAUGAUGGCACCUGUCAGUGCCAGGAGUGUGGACCUCAGCAAAGCGCGGUUCCAGAUCCUGCUGGUUCCUCCAAUGAUGACUGCCCGCCGCUGUUCCAAGAGCGGUCAGUCAUAGUGGAGAACUCCUCCGGUCAGAACUCCUGCACCAGCGCUUCUGAGCUUCUCAAACCCAUGAAGAAGAGGAAGCGCAGGGAAUACCACAGCCCAUCAGACGAGGAGUCAGAGCCUGAGACCUUGGAGAAGCAAGAAGAAGGAAAGGAUCCAGAGGGACAGCCGGCUGCUAGCACCCCAGAGAGUGAGGAGUGGAACAACAGCCAGUCUGCAUCAGGGGAGAAGAAAGAAGGCUGGUCAUGGGAGUCCUACCUCGAGGAGCAGAAGGCUGUCACUGCCCCUGUCAGCCUCUUCCAGGACUACCAGGCCGUCACUCAUAAUAAGAAUGGCUUCAGACCGGGCAUGAAGUUGGAAGGCAUCGACCCUCAACACCCGUCCAUGUACUUCAUCCUCACCGUGGCGGAGGUGUGUGGCUACCGCCUACGUCUGCACUUUGAUGGGUAUUCCGAGUGCCAUGACUUCUGGAUCAAUGCCAACUCCCCUGACAUUCACCCUGCCGGCUGGUUCGAGAAGACUGGACACAAGUUGCAGCCCCCCAAAGGUUACAAGGAGGAGGAGUUCAGCUGGGGCCAGUACCUGCGCAGCACACGAGCUCAGGCCGCCCCCAAGCACCUGUUCGUGAGCCAGAGCCACAGCCCCCCACCCCUGGGCUUCCAGGUGGGCAUGAAGCUGGAGGCAGUGGACCGCAUGAACCCGUCCCUCGUCUGUGUGGCCAGCGUGACCGACGUGGUGGACAGCCGCUUCCUAGUGCAUUUUGACAACUGGGAUGAUACUUACGACUACUGGUGUGACCCCAGCAGCCCCUACAUCCACCCGGUGGGCUGGUGCCAGAAGCAAGGAAAGCCCCUCACCCCUCCACAAGACUACCCAGACCCUGAUAGCUUCUGUUGGGAGAAGUAUCUGGAAGAAACCGGGGCAUCUGCUGUGCCCACCUGGGCCUUCAAGGUGCGACCCCCACACAGCUUUCUGGUCAACAUGAAACUGGAGGCCGUGGACCGCAGGAACCCAGCCCUGGUGCGCGUGGCCAGUGUGGAGGACGUGGAGGACCAUCGGAUAAAGCUCCACUUCGAUGGCUGGAGUCACGCCUAUGACUUCUGGAUUGACGCCGACCACCCAGACAUCCACCCUGCGGGCUGGUGCUCCAAGACAGGACAUCCCUUGCAGCCUCCUCUCCGACCCAGAGAGCCCAGCUCUGCCUCCCCCGGGGGCUGUCCCCCUCUCAGCUGUCGGAGCCUGCCACACACUCGGACCUCCAAGUACAGCUUUCACCACCGGAAGUGCCCCACUCCUGGUUGUGAUGGUUCCGGACACGUCACAGGCAAGUUCACAGCUCACCAUUGCCUCUCGGGCUGCCCGCUGGCUGAGAGGAACCAGAGUCGGCUGAAGGCGGAGUUAUCCGACACAGAGGCCUCGGCCCGUAAGAGGAACCUCUCGGGCUUCUCCCUAAGGAAGAAGCCUCGCCAUCAUGGCCGGAUUGGACGCCCUCCUAAAUACCGGAAGAUCCCGCAGGAAGAUUUUCCAACGCUAGCCGCGGACGCCAUGCACCAGUCCCUCUUCAUGUCAGCCCUGUCGGCCCACCCGGACCGCUCGCUGUCUGUGUGCUGGGAACAGCACUGCAAGCUCCUGCCGGGAGUGGCGGGCAUCUCCGCCUCUGCAGUUGCCAAGUGGACCAUUAAUGAGGUCUUCAGCUUCGUUCAGACCCUGACCGGCUGUGAGGACCAGGCACGACUCUUCAAAGAUGAGAUGAUUGACGGCGAGGCCUUCCUUUUGCUGACACAGGCGGACAUUGUGAAGAUCAUGAGCGUCAAGCUGGGUCCGGCCUUGAAGAUCUAUAACGCCAUUCUCAUGUUCAAAAACGCCGAUGACACCUUAAAGUGAGUGGCUCGGGGCCGGGCUCACCUCCAGCCCAAGCUGGGCCUCCCUCCGCAGCCAACGCUUCCUUCCCAACUCGAGUUCCUCGUAUCCCACCCCCACCCCCACCCCCCUCUACGACUUACCAGGGGUUGGUGCUCCUUCUCUCUGGGGCUGCUUCCUACAGGAUACCUGGGAGUCCUAGCCCCCGAGUCCUGGGGCUCAUCUGCCAGCAGGCACACCAGUGAGGGUGUGACUGGGCUGGGGGAACAUUACCGGUGGAGUAGACCGGAGGGGCCCUGCCUCUGGCCGCCCCACAUCUCUAGCUGACUUGUGUGAUCACCAAAGGGUCUUUAUCUUAGCGGUUAAGGACAAUCUAUUAGAAGGGGAAUCCUCGGGUCAGAGGCUAAUUUCUCUUGGGCCUCUCUCCAUGCUUUUCUUGCCUUGGCUCCAGCCAGGAAGUGACCCAGCCACAAACAUACGUACUUGCUCCGCUGUCUGGUUUCCUGGGCAGGGCCCACCCAGACCCCACUGGCUCUUCCCCCGUGGAUGGGUGAGCUUUGGAAACAGGUUGUCCUAGGAUACACUGGGCGUCUCUGGCUGCUUUUCUCGGGAUGCCAAGCCCAGAUGCCUUUCUGAGCAUGCUGUUCUGAUGAGCUGGCAUUGUGGUGGCCCACGCCAAACCCUGUUUCCAGCAGAGUGGAUGGUUAGGACCUGUUUCACUUGUGCGGAAGAGUUUAAGGCUCCACAUGGGUUCCCCAUAUACCCUUCCUGUAUCAGGUGUGGGGAAGAGGCAAGCACAAGGGUAUGUCAGACAAUCUCGGGUCUUUGCUCCCCAGAGGGGCAUCUCCAGCAAGCAUGAUGGUCCCAGAAGCUGGGCCUACCAUCCUUCCCUGCAGGCAUGGAUCUCAGCCAGGGUACUGGUCCUGGGGUGAGGACCCCAUGCCUGCCAGGCCUCCUGCCGUGGGGAUGUGCCGCUCGGUCUAGCGCGCAUACCUCACAACAUCACAUUCGACCUGUCCCGUCAAUGUCUUGCUCUUGAGGUCUUACAAAGCCCCCUUGAAGUUGGGAGUUGGGAAGGUGAAUUCUUCUGUCUUUGAAUUCUCUGUGUUCCGUAAGCCUUUCUUACCACUCUCCAUCUGUCUUGCACUGCCAGCCGGGUGUCUGCUGGGGCUCGGGGACUUCAACCUUUCUGUCCAAGUGGGGGCUGAGCCUCCACCGAGCCGCUGCCAAACCAACCAGGGUGGGGCAGGGGCAGAGGGCCCGGAGCAGCUGGCCCCACAGGGAGGUGAGGGGCAACCGCCAAGCUCCCGUGGCCCCAGGUGCUGCGAUGGGCCUGCGGGGUGCAGAGCCCGACCCUUCCCUCAGUCACGUGGUAUGUGUGUGCACAUCAGCGCCCCCCCAGAAGUGUUUGACAGGUGCAUCUGUGAGGCUCAGUGUUGGGAAAAUGUCAAGGGCUAUUAUUGUUAAAAUAUGAAGCUUUAUCUUUCCCAUAGAAGUGGGAUACCCAAAGCUCUGUUGAUUUCCUGCCACAGCCCAGUAGGGGACUCUCCCUCCUGUGGGCCCAGACAGCUCUGGGCCGGGGCAGCCAUUCAGCCGCCCCGCUGAACUCCCACAGGACUUCUAAUGUUCCUGCCCUUUCGGCCCUUAGAGGCAGCUCUGAGCACAGCCUUCCUGAGAAGAAAGUGGGUAGGCCCUGCCUCUGGCUGAGGCUCAGGCUCCCAGAGGUUGCAUUGGUGCCCCACUUUGGCCAAGAGGCAGGAGGGGCCAGUCCGAGCCUCUCUCCCUUGGUUCGCUUGGGUGGUGGCAGAACUCUCUAGCAACUUGGCCUGGUCGGCUUCUCUUUGAAACUGAGGAGAAGCUGGCUUUGUGGUGUGAGGAGAAGGCGGCAAGGAUGCACGGCUGUGCCGUGGGAGCUCCCCACUCCCGAGGAGCAGGACUGGGACAGCUCUGCCACGCGGAUCUGCCGGCCACACUCGCAGUCGACGGGAGAGGCAGGCUGGACUACCAAGGGCCUUGAGGAGAGGGGCCCCAGGCCUCCGAACUUGGAGACCUCAGCACUUUCUGCACCAACGUCAAACUCUUCAGAAAGAAACCAUAAGAAAGGGGGAAAGCAGUCGGCCCUCUGGCCCCUUCACCCACAUCUUGUCCCUAGAGGAGAUCCUCCCACGUUGACGGGGAUGCAGGUGAUGCGCCAGCGCCCUGCUCUGGGCAGCAGACACGGCUCACACUCUGGCCCCCAACAGCUGCACCCAGCCCCCGGCCCGGCCCUGGCUUAGGUCAGUGAGGACCUUUCUGUUAAAUUUCUGAAGCAGAGAGAACGGACCCAGAGUUUGAAAACGAAGCCUGUUUGCACUUUCAUUCACAUGCACUUUGGUGGGAUUGUUUUUGUAUCUUCCGUGUGUGUGUGUGCACGCGUGUGCGUGUGUGUGUGUUCUUUAAGAGCAUCUUCUGGUUUAAGAUAAAAUGACUCUUGGCUCUUGAGGGAGAAAAAUUUACAAGCUGUGGUGUGAUGUCAGUGUAUUGAAACAACAUAAAUAAACUUUGAACGUUGGGUGAUACACA